UCGAGGAGCAACUCGUAGUUGUGAGAAUUAUUAAAAGUCCUGUAGAAAUGUUGCUAAAAUUUCUGACUGCCCUACUGUUGCUGAGUUUAAUGCAAUGUUUUGAAAAACAUACAGAUAUACCUUCUUAUCAAGAGAGAGCUGAGCAGUUAAUGAAAAAUACAGCCCUGAUUGAUGGACACAAUGACAUGCCAUGGCAGUUGAGGAAGAGAGUGCACAAUGACCUUUCUGCCAUAGAUCUUAAAACAUGGAAUGUUACCCACACCAAUAUUGAGAAGCUCCGGGCUGGUUUGGUUGGUGCUCAGUUUUGGGUUGCGUAUGUACCCUGUAAUGCACAGAACAAAGAUGCAGUCCGUCAUGCACUGGAACAAAUCGAUGUGAUAAAGAGAAUGGUACAGAUGUUCCCAGAAGAUUUUCAGCUAACAACAACAGCUGAUGGAAUCACAGAAGCGUUUCACAGUGGUAAAAUAGCCAGCCUUAUUGGUGUGGAAGGUGGACAUGGAAUUGACAACAGUCUUGGAGCUUUGCGCAUGUUCUAUGAACUUGGAGUCCGUUACCUGACAUUAACACACGUUUGUAAUACACCAUGGGCAGACUCAAGCAAAGUGGACGCUGGUAGCGUAAAGCCUGGUGUCAAUGGAUUAUCUGAUUUUGGUAAAAAAGUUGUAGAAGAAAUGAACCGUCUCGGAAUGCUGAUUGAUCUAUCUCAUGUCUCUAAAGAUACAAUGUUAGCUGCACUUGAAGUAUCAGCAGCUCCUGUCAUUUUCAGUCAUUCAUCUGCAUUUGCCAUAUGCCACAACUACCGUAAUGUGCAAGAUGAUGCUCUACGUAAGCUGGCAAACAAUUCAGGUAUUGUGAUGGUAAAUUUUUAUCCUAACUUUAUUUCUUGUAACGGAACUGCCACCUUAUCCCAAGUGGCAGACCAUCUUGACCACAUUCGAAAUGUUGCUGGUGCCGAUCACGUGGGCAUUGGCAGUGACUUCGAUGGAUUUGACAGGGGUCCUAUUGGUUUAGAAGACGUUUCAAAAUAUCCUGCAUUAAUUGCUGAACUUCUCCAGCGUAACUGGAGUGACAACGACAUUAAAAAGCUGCUCGGUUUAAACUUUCUCCGAGUUUUUAAAAAAGCUGAAGAAGUAAGCAGACAGCUUCAGAAAAUCAACAUGCCAUCAAAUUAUAUCAUUGAUCAGGAGAAGGUGCAACGUCCAUGCAGAACAUUUCUUGGCUACCCUUCUGCAGCUUUUCACCAUCCCUGAUUCAUAUUAUCAGCAUGGUCAAGCUCAUUAUUUCCUUAAGAGCAAUCAGAAGUUAAAGAAAUAAUCAGAAAGAUACAAUAUUAGAAGUAAAUUUAUAACAUUAAACAUAUAGAGCAACAGAAGUUCACAAAAGGACUAUCAUGACUGUACCUGAGGAAAUAAACUGCUGGGAAAAAAAACCUAUUCAAAUCUCUAAUACCAUAUCAUGGAAUCUCUACAGUGCAGAAACAGGCCAUUCAGCCCAUCAAGUCCAUACUGACUCUCAGUAGAGCAUCUCCACCCAGAUCUACUGCCUACCCUAUCCCUGUAACCCUACAUUUCCCAUGGCUAAUCCAUCUAGCCUGAACAUCUCUAGAGACUAUGCGUAAUUUAGCAUGGCCAAUCCACCUAUGUCUUAAAAAAAGAUUAUCUUGAGACAUUGGUGUAUAUACACAUGCUAUUAGUAUCAGUUGCUAUUCUUGCAAUGCAUAGCUUUGCUGCAAGACAUUGAUAAGUAGUCAGCUGUGCCUCAGCAUGUACCAAUCUUGCCUUUGAAUCACAAGACCCUGGGUUCAAGUUUCACUCAAGAACCUUAUGCAAAACUAUCCAGGCUGAUAACCCAGUACAUACUGAGGGAGUGCUGCAUUGGUGGAGGUUCCGCCAUUUAUGGAUAAGACGUUAAACUGUGGUUUUGUCUGCCUUUGAAGUUAGACAUAAAAGAUCCCAAAGACAUUAUUAUGUUUAUCCCAUGAUAAAAUUGCAAGAACAGAUUAUCUGAUUAAUAGAUAACAAGGUGUAGAGCUGGAGGAAUGCAGCAGGCAGCAGAGGAGCGGGAAAGCUGACGUUUCAGGUCCGGACCCUUCUUCAGAAAGUUACUACUUUCCACAAGUCCUGUUAAAGCUGAUUAGAGUUAUUAUCUUUCAUGGAUCACCAUUAUGCUAAAAAGACUUCCUAAUGUUUUCAGAGUGUCCUUACAUUUGGAGGGAUAGAUUCUAGCCUUUAUCUAUUCAGCUAACUUAGAGACCAGGGUCCAGAAAGUAAGCACCCACCUUCACUGGCUAGCAACCUGAAGCAUGCACAUGAGCCUUUCCUACACCUGCUAAAUCUGAGCAGUGGCAGAAUGAGAUCCCGAAGCAGGCAUUUAUUGCCAACUGAUGACUUCAAUUGGGGCCACCCACACAAUACUUGCUUGCUGUUGAUAGCACAACGCCUUAUUUAUAGUAUCACUACUUCCCUAAUUCCUGUCCAUGGGUGGUCCAUAAAAUCAAGCCCAUGGAAAAAGUUGUGGCUUUAUUUGUUUUCUUUCUAUCUCUAGAAGUGCUCUUAGGCAUUAUUUUUCUGAUCACCAAAUCACCCGUGGUAAAGCAGUGGUUUUAUUUUAUGUAUCCAAGGAAUGCUUUUAUUUUCCCCACAUUGAACAGUAAAGAAUCAGAACAAUUCUGUGACAUUUAACGGUUUAAUAAUAUUGCCAGUUAAGCUGCUGGAAGAGUCAACUGUUAAAGCUGCAGUGAGGGCACUAGUUGAACAACAGAACAAACGAAAUGGCAGCAAAUUACUGCAGAUGCUGGAAUCUGUACUGAAAACAACAAAUGCUGGAGAUUAGUGUUUCAAAACUGAUGAGGUUGGAAUGCAGAAAGGCACUUUGGGGAAAUCAUCCAAUUAACAGGCUGAGCUUACAAUUCUCUCUGCAAAGCACAACUCAGCAUUUCCUUCCAAAUUUGAAUCACAAGAUCUGCAAUGAAAAAGAAAAAUGGCUGCCACCACACCAACAGCAGACUGAAUACUUUUUGUUUGAGGGAAUCAGCCCGCUGAAUAAUGAGAGGUUCCUCAAGGGGCAAGUGUAUUAAUCAGGCACUUACACAAUACAGAUUAAAGACAUUUGUAAUCACGGAAUUCUGCAUGCCUAUCUCUUGUAGUGACCAAUCGUGUCAAUUACAAAUCUUGGACACAAGCAAUUUUGACCAUGGCAUUGAUCAUUACAAAUUAAUCCUAGCAACUUCAGUGAAGCAGAAGUAUUCUCAGGUGAUCUAUAAACUGUUAUCUACAUUUACAAUUAAUAAACAUAUUCCAAGAUCUCAC
Messenger RNA from Stegostoma tigrinum, 3308 nucleotides. Its product is annotated as dipeptidase 1-like. Bases 48 to 1250 code for a protein of 400 amino acids. NCBI's taxonomy places the organism in Eukaryota, Metazoa, Chordata, Chondrichthyes, Orectolobiformes, Stegostomatidae. The record is from RefSeq and is a predicted model, not a curated record. The transcript has 10 exons. Gene Ontology annotation, biological process: proteolysis. Gene Ontology annotation, molecular function: metallodipeptidase activity.